Messenger RNA from Darwinula stevensoni, 891 nucleotides. The record is from the annotation of a GenBank genome assembly. Lineage: Eukaryota; Metazoa; Arthropoda; Ostracoda; Podocopida; Darwinulidae.
AUGGAGGGUUUAAAAAAGAUGACACUCCACAUCCUGAUGUGGUUCGUCCUUCAAUUUCUGCUGCUGCCUUUUGCGAAACCCGCCUACGAGGUCAUAAGAGACUACAAGGGUCGCGAGUGCACCAGGGAAUGCUCCACGCAAAACAACGGGUACGACGGGACAUUUCGUUCCAAGUUUCGUUGCAAGUCCGACAGCCCUUGCUCGAAGCACGGCCAUUACUUCAAGCGGUGCUACACCGAAGGCGGGGGCUGGUACUACUGCGGGGACGUCAGAUCUGACGACCAUCUUGUGCUCACACAAAGGAGUACAGAACAGCCGAAAUGCAUUGGACAGGUACAAGGUCAACCUUGGAAAUUGUGCCCGGAAUGCACUAAAAAACUUCCAAACGGACAGUACCGUCUACUUUACGGUAGGAAACCAAAGAAAGAAAUGGUGGAAACUAACAAGAAAGACAGACAAAUAAUUAACAAUUUCAUUGCCACCUUUAAAGAGGAUGUUAUACGUAGCAAGAGCUCUGGAAAGGAAAAAGGAAUUAUAUACCCUGGCCGAGAUGUUGGAUGGCGUUUAGACAAGCAGGGAGAUUUUCCGGUCGACGCCCAGCGCUAUCUCAACCUGCAGAUUCAGAAGAAUGUGCUUCGGAACGACGGCAAAGGUACAACCGUGUCGCAAGUCGCGGUGUGGACGGAAGCGAGUUACUCGUCGGAGGACUUGCACGCGGCCUUCAGAAUGAGUUUAGAGAAGAAGGAGAACACAAGCCUUGGCUGCAAGUGCAUCCCAAGUGGCCCAGAGACUCCACUUCACACAUCCAGGAAUCGGGUCGCCAUCCAGGAGAGGGAGGCGAAAGGCAGCAGGGAUGAACUCAUGCGCGAGAUGGAGGCCGGGUUGCAGUAG